Molecule: messenger RNA, 3447 nt
Organism: Mycetomoellerius zeteki
Lineage: Eukaryota; Metazoa; Arthropoda; Insecta; Hymenoptera; Formicidae
Cellular component (GO): Golgi apparatus
Molecular function (GO): protein binding
Source: RefSeq, a predicted model, not a curated record
AGAGAAAGAAAAGAGAGUACAUUGGUCUUUAUAUAGUGUACUGUAUUGAGGUUUUUAAAUCGCCGAUUGCAUGUGGGUCACGAGUUGCAUUCGUUCCAGCUAAUGAGAUAGAAGGUUCGCCGAGCUAAGAGGAAGAAAAUGUGGAGCUCGGUUACCGCAGCUGGCACUGAAAAUGGACCAGCACCACCUUCGAGGAGCAAGCAUAGUGCCACCUUACUUGCCGGUCACGUAUAUCUUCUCGGGGGUCGAAAUGGAAACCUACCUCUUAAAGACCUCUGGCGAUACAGCCUUGCGGAAAGCAAGUGGGAGGAAUUGCAUCCGGGCGGCGAAAGACCGCCGGCUCUUCAGGAACAUAGCGCGGUGGCGUAUAAGGAUUGCCUCUACGUUUUCGGCGGCGAAUUGGGUUUCUCUGCGGGAACGGAGACACCACUCUGGGUUUAUAACGUCAAGACAAAUAUAUGGAGAAAGGUGAGAGCUCAACGGGGUUGCGUGAUUCCUAGAGGUCGAAGAGGCCACACCGCUUUGGUACAUCGCGGACAAAUGCUCAUAUACGGCGGUUAUCAAGACUUACGUGGAAGCUCCUCAGAACUCUGGUCUUUCCAUUUCGAAACUGAAUCUUGGCAUCUACUUUCGUCGAGCGAAAGCGGGCCAGCUGCAAGACAUAAGCAUUCAGCGGUUUUGCACGGUGAUGCGAUGUACAUUUAUGGUGGAAUGACGGAUCUUCAAGAAAGGAACGAUUGCUGGCGGUGGGACGUCAACAGCGCUUCGUGGUCCAUGCUGAAGAACAAACCAGGUCCCGGACCUCUUCAUGGCCACGCAGCGUGUAGAUUGCCAAGUUGCAUGUUGAUCUUUGGCGGUGAGAGCAGUGGUUUGGCGACAAACGAGCUAUGGAGAUUUCAUUUCGGUACAGAAACCUGGGAGAAGCUGUCAGUACCAGGACCGAAACCGCAGCCAAGAGCUGAAAGCGUUGCUCUCGCAGUAUCCGAAUUGCUGAUUCGCGGAACAGGUAUAGACAAUUCAAAACCGAGGCUAAGAAACCAAAGGCCUAGGCUAUCGAGCAAUAGAAUAUCACCAAACGAGGCACCCUCUGCCAGACCCAGCUUUCUCAGGGAAAUUUCAAAAUUAUCGCAAAUAAAUCUGUCGAGGCUCAGUCAUCCGACGAAGUGCAGUUAUUCAGUUCUCAGUGGACAUGACGAUAAUGAAGAAAGCCCUCAAGAGCAAGUGGAUAUCGAAGUGGUCGAGCCCUCCACGGGAAUGGUUAAAUCUCGUAGCGCCAACACGCUGGCCCGCCGAAGACAAAAAGCGUCGGAAGGAACGGCGAGGACGGUUGAUGUUAACAAUAUUAACAAUACUUCUGGUAUGACCAGAGAUCCUAUUUCGGUGCCAAACUUUCGUGCUUUGACGUUACCAACUCCUGUUCUCACGCCUGUAGAGGCUGCUAGAUUGGUUUUUGUUGAUCCAGAUGAAAAUAGUGACAAUGAUGAGCGCAAGGAACCGCCCACGUCGAGACUGAUUGAAGUUCAAGAAGAAAGACGAGAUUUCGCAGCGAUUCAUCAAGCUUAUCAGCCCACUCGCGGUGAAAGUUACAGCUCACAUCUUUACGAAGCCGCUCUGCAAACGCCAAAAACUCCGACGACGACGAAAAUUCCUACGUCCGCCUCCGUUCGAUUCGCCGAUCUUGAAGAAGGCGAAGAAUCGACAUCAGAUUACGCGAGUAUCGAGGCAAGAAGUCCGGGUGAUCCGCUCGCGGAAGAUGACUGGGUGUCUGGAAGGAGAUCAAAGCCACACAGGCCGAUUGUCACUUCGUCGACGAUACGAGAGGGCCAAUUCGGUUUCUGUAAUCCGAACUACCUUGGUCUGGACGAAACAAAAUCUGGCCAUCACCAUCACCACCACCAUCAUCAUCAUCAUCAAUAUCAUCAACAGCAGCAGCAACAACAACAACAACAGCAACAACAACAACAGGACGGAAAGUAUGCCAAGUUGCUCAACAGUCCUCCCGAUAGUGUAUUAGAGGAUGAACCUGGAAGAUCAGCUUCGCAGACAUUUGCGGAGCUCUUCGAGCUUCAAGAGAUUAGGAGGGUGCCCCGAGCGCCACCGAAGAGCCUGCCAUUGGAAAGCCUUGGAUCGGGAAUAAAAUCGAAAGUCGCGUCGAACCUCGUUCCACAGGGCGAAGUCUCGAUCCAAGCGUUCCUGCCCUAUGUGUAUUUUCAUCAAACGCCUGUUGUAAUGGAAUCGAAGACGGAGAUCGUAUUCUCCGGUUCCUCGUCGAUUAUUAGCGCCACUGAUCGACCUAAGUUAGAAUACGGCCGAGGACAGACAUUCAUUGAAACAACAUCGUCAAUCCCAUCUUCAAUGCCUGGUACAACACAAAUAACGAAUACGCUGACAUCUCAAGAUAUAUUAACACAGUACAAUGUGAAUCGUACGAAGCAGGAGUACAAUUUUUACAACCAAGUCUAUGAUUACACAACUCCGAACAAUUAUCACUUUCAAUCAAACAAUAAUACAACUUCUAUCAUCUUUCCCAAUUCAACUCGUCAGGAAGACACUAAAUACGGACAACCUUCGUACACUUUGCCAAAUACAUCGAUCUACCAAUACCAGAGCGCUGCUUAUAAAGAAAGUCGUGAAUAUUUAAUGUCGCACAACAAUACACAUACAGCCAUGCUAACGCCUGAGAUAAUGACCGACACAUCAUUAACAAAGCAAAGAUAUCAUUGUCAUCAGUUUGCAACAGUUGAUCCAAUCCACCAAUGUUAUCGUUCAUCAAAUCCUAUUCUGUCAAAAAAAUUUUCGGAAAAAGCGACCAAUUCUCCUGAAUAUAUAUUAGAACAUAAUUUUUAUCAUUCAAUGGGAUCUUCGGAAUUUCAACUUCCAGGCUUCGUACACAAACCAAAUAAAAUCAACAGGAAGAAAUGCGAGUGUCCUAAUUGCAUUAUGAAAGGGGAUGAUGUCCCACUUGGUAAGAACGGCAAAAGGCAACACAUAUGUCAUGUGUCAGGAUGUGGAAAAGUAUAUGGCAAAUCGUCACAUCUCAAGGCGCAUGUUAGAACGCACAACGGCGAACGACCGUAUUCCUGUUAUUGGCCUUCCUGUGAUAAAAGAUUCACUCGAAGUGAUGAGUUGCAACGUCACUAUCGCACGCAUACCGGCGAAAAGAAGUACCUUUGCCUCAAGUGCCAUAAAAAGUUUAUGAGAAGUGACCAUCUCAAGAAGCAUGGUGUCAGCGUGAUUGCAUUCAGCACUGCAACAAUGAGCUUCGACUUGUCACUGGUAGAUGGAGGCAUGGUGAAUGGAAGAAGUCGACGUAGCGCUAUUAAAGGGGCGGCGCGCCACACAACCCUCCUGACCCCUCAGCCGAUAGAGGAUUCAUGGCUGGCACCAAGAGGAAGAGGUACAUGCAGGCGGACAGAGGCAGAGGUAGAGAUAGAGGCAAAGAGGUAG